Messenger RNA from Somion occarium, 2799 nucleotides. The record is from the annotation of a GenBank genome assembly. NCBI's taxonomy places the organism in Eukaryota, Fungi, Basidiomycota, Agaricomycetes, Polyporales, Cerrenaceae.
GAUCGCGUUCUGUAGUUGUGCUCUCAAGUUUCCUCCAUUCUCGACUCCAACUUAUCCUGUCGUGCCGCUUCGUCAGUACUCGUGUAUUCCACUGAGGGUAUCGUCGGUCGCUUUGGGCUCUCUGUUGUCGAUUAGGAAGAUCACACUUACUCGGGGGUCCAGAACAACAUUACCAUGGCUGCGUUCCGAGCACCUCCACGGAAAGGAGAGAACUUCGAGCUCAGCGCAGACCUGAAUAGUGAAUACAAGGAGAAGCGGAAGGAUGCAAUCAAAAGAGUUAUCGCUAACAUGACUGUCCAAAAGGACGUCAGCGGACUGUUUCCCGAUGUAUUGAAGAACAUGCAGACAGAUGACCUUGAACAGAAGAAACUGGUCUACCUAUAUCUCAUGAACUAUGCCAAAACUCAACCGGAGCUGGUUAUCCUUGCUGUCAAUACGUUCGUGAAGGACACCGAUGACCCCAAUCCACUCGUCCGUGCGCUGGCGAUCCGCACAAUGGGUUGUUUACGAGCGGAGAAGAUUAUCGACUAUCUAUGUGAUCCUCUGCAGAAAUGUCUGCGGGAUGAGAACCCUUACGUUCGCAAGACGGCAGCCCUCUGCGUUGCAAAGUUGUACGACCUCAAGCCGGAGUUGGUGAUUGAGAAUGGAUUUCUUGAGACGUUGCAAGAGAUGAUCGCUGAUAGUAAUCCCAUGGUCGUUGCGAACACUGUAGCUGCUCUGACCGAUAUCCAUAUUGCUGCGGCUGCGGCUGGUUCAAACACCGAGGUGUUUGUUAUCACAAGUGCUGUACUCAACAAACUUCUCAUUGCACUGAACGAAUGCUCUGAAUGGGGUCGCGUUGCAAUCCUGAACGCAUUGGGUCGUUACGAGACACAUGAUGAUAGGGAGAGUGAGCAUAUAUGCGAACGUGUCGUACCUCAGUUCCAACACGCAAACGCCAGCGUUGUACUUUCCGCUAUCAAGGUUAUCAUGAUUCAUAUGCGAAGCGUCCGUUCGGAAACGCUCACGAAACAGCUGGUUCGCAAGAUGGCCCCACCAUUGGUGACAUUGCUAUCUAACCCUCCAGAAGUGCAAUGGGUGGCUCUCCGUGAUAUCAACCUUCUGCUUCAGAAACGUCCAGACAUUCUCUCAAAUGAGAUGAGAGUGUUUUUCUGCAAGUACAAUGAUCCACUGUACGUGAAGGUCGAGAAGCUGGAUAUCAUGGUCAGGCUAGCUGGACCGAACAAUGUCGAUGCUUUGCUUAGCGAGCUCAAAGAAUACGCUUCGGAAGUUGAUGUCGACUUCGUUCGCCGGAGUAUCAAAGCUAUCGGUCAGACUGCAAUUAAGAUCGAUGAAGCUGCAGAGCGAUGUGUCAACGUCCUCAUGGAGCUUAUUGGUACCCGGGUUAGCUAUGUCGUCCAGGAGGGCGUGGUUGUCAUGAAGGACAUUUUCCGAAAGUAUCCCUCAACAUACGAAGGUGUCAUUCCAACCCUGUGCGCCAAUCUUGACGAGCUGGACGAACCCGAAGCAAAGGCUUCGCUCAUCUGGAUUAUUGGUGAAUACGCUAACAAAAUCGAUAAUGCCGAUGAACUUCUUGGCAUUUUCGUUGACUCUUUUACUGAGGAAUCAUACCCUGUACAAUUACAAACUCUUACGGCUGUCGUGAAACUCUUCCUCCGAAAGCCCGAUACUUCACAAGGUCUUGUCCAACGUAUACUUAACACUGCGACAAAGGAUUGCGAUUCGCCAGAUGUCCGGGAUCGUGCUUACAUUUACUGGAGGUUACUUUCGACAGAUCCAGGUGCCGCAAAGGCCGUUGUCCUAGCGCAUAGACCACCAAUUAGCCUACCUCGUACAACUGUUUCGCCAGCUCUGCUGGAAGAGCUGCUAGGCGAGAUACCCAGUCUUGCUAGUGUGUAUCACAAGCCAGAGGAAACUUUCGUCGGUCGAGGCCGUAUCGGUGCAGAUGCUAUACCCAAGGGCGGAUCUGAGCUUGCCGACGAUCGUGCAACGGCUCAGAAAGCUUUCCAGACCGUUGCUGCUGGCCAGCAAGCCGAGAACCUGCUCAACUUCGACGACCCUACCUCCAACGAUGGACAGCAGCCAACCGGUCUUGCCGCAACAACCGUACUCACCUCGACGCCUGCAGCUACGAACUUGCUUUCGGGGACAUCAAGCAACCCGCUGGACGACCUGGUAUCGAUAUUUGGCAAUACGGGUAUCGGGACCAAUGCGGCACCACCACCUACACCUGGCCAGCCACAGACACAUCUCAACGCUUUCGGUGGCUUGUCUUUCGGUGGACAACCCAUGUCACCAGCUCCUCCGAUGACACCCUCGGUCCUGCAGGCGGUGUCACCGCCUCCGCAGCAGCAACAACAACAAGGGGCACAAGAUGACCUAUUGGGAUUGUUUUAGAGGUCGUGUAAUGUAUGGUAGUCAGCCGUUUUGUUGUGUUUUAUUUUAUUUUAUUGGAUUUUACUUGUACUAGUCACGUUGAGAAGCACUCUUGAGUGAGAGGCGAGCAUGCAGAAGUUUCACUCCAUUCCCCAAUUCUUAUUUGGUCUCAAAAAUUCUGCAGUAGUGGGAACUUCGUUGGCUAUUGCAGAAGGGCCAUAAUUGGGCUGGAAGUCUGGUAAUCUAAGUGAACUAGAGAUGCUGUAUCGUGCCUGUUGUCCAAUGUGAGCAUUUGAUGGUUUGCAACACAGCGAAAUGUCCACAAAUAGUAGCAUUGCUUCCUGGUAGGUAUGAAAGCGUGUUCCCUGAUGUCAUCGAUGUUUUAAGGAUGUGGCGGCUACCGUAGUUGUGUACAGGAUUCUC